ACUUAUUGGAUUGUAGACAAGAUAAUAAAGGCAUGAGUUGUUUCGACUGGAGUCAGCGUAAUCAAACAUGGAUUACGAAAUGGAUUGAUGAAGCAGAGUCCGAUGGAAUACGCAAAAAUAGGUAAUUAUAUAUUUUAAUUCAUCUUAUCAUCAUGUACGUGCUAACGUAAUUUAUCACUAAUGCAGACGGUACCGCGGUGAGAUAUUGGCAGCGUAUAAUGAAUGGUACCGCGCUAGCACACGGACUCUGCUCACCGCUCCCCCACCAUCGAGUCCAGCACACCUCACAUGGGCCUCGGCUUACCACCGUGACACUUCGAUUGACGAGUUUAGGCAGAUCGCAGAGGAUGCCCAGAACACUUUGCAGUUGCGCAACAUGGAUAGUUCGGAGGGAAAAUCUAUGGUAAAACGUAUUUUUAAUACUGCCAUGAAAGGGCUUAGGCGUCUUGGUUGCAGCCGUCACGACGAUGUUGUCAGCCGAGCAUUCGACAUGCCGGAGGCACCGUCGAACAGACCGAGUAUGGUACGUGUUAGCCAGCCAUCGGCCACACCGACCGUACCAGUUCCCUCUACCUCGCAUACAUCUAAUCCACGACGCGACUCAUCACUACUUGAACGAUCACAGUCCGCACACAUAUCUCAACGCCAUGGCGCCACACAGGAGAACGAUCAUUUUCCGUCAUAUCCAUCUGGACAACGAUACUCAUACACAGAAGGCGAGUACUCGCAAAGAUUCAACACUCAGGAAUCUGUUGACCCUACGUGGUCCAACAUGGGAGCUGGUUUAGGCCACAAUAUGCCUCCACUGCGUGGUCGUGACCACAUGCAAUCGCAAUACCCAACUCAGGAAUCUUUAGUCCCGACAUGGCCCGAUAUGACGCAGCAACCACAAUACUACGGCAGCACUUCCCAACAACCUCGCGAUGAUGUUUCCGGGAUAGUUGAAGAAUUCUUUGGAGGUGCUAUUUUCGGUGCAAAGAGGUUGAGGUGCUGGCCGAGGCGACAGCCGCCGGGGGCAGAACGUUGCCCCAGCCCCGGCGUGGGGCAGUCUACCAGGGGUAGAUCAAUGCCUAGCCCCGUCGUGGGGCAGUCGCCAGGCACCCCAGCCGCGUCGCCAGGAGCCGAACGUUGGCGCGGCGCCCGCAGCGGCGCCCGCGGCGGCGACUCUCGACGCGCCGUACUCUCGGCGCGGUGCCCGCGGCGGCGACUCUCGACGCGCCGUACUCUCGGCGCGGCGCCCGCGGAGGCGACCCUCGACGCGCCGUACUCUCGGCGCGGCGCCCGCGACGGCAACCCGCGACACACCGUACUCUUGGAGCGGCGACCGCGACACUAG
Messenger RNA from Lolium perenne, 1336 nucleotides. Lineage: Eukaryota; Viridiplantae; Streptophyta; Magnoliopsida; Poales; Poaceae. The record is from RefSeq and is a predicted model, not a curated record.